Populus euphratica (Euphrates poplar) is the source of this 1719-nucleotide messenger RNA. RefSeq names its product cytochrome P450 94A1. NCBI's taxonomy places the organism in Eukaryota, Viridiplantae, Streptophyta, Magnoliopsida, Malpighiales, Salicaceae. The transcript has a single exon. Gene Ontology annotation, molecular function: monooxygenase activity; oxidoreductase activity, acting on paired donors, with incorporation or reduction of molecular oxygen; heme binding. The coding region runs from base 160 to 1656 and encodes 498 amino acids. The record is from RefSeq and is a predicted model, not a curated record.
CUCUCUGUAAGAACAUUUUUCUGGAUUUCUCUUCGCUCUAUCUUUUAUUUUCUCCGUUAUGGUUUUUUUAUAUUAUCAGUAGAUUGAUUAACGCAAGACUUAAAUCUUAGAUCUCACCUCCUUCCUUUCCUUGUCUUACAUUGUCUCUCUUUUCCAAACAUGGAAGUCUCAUCAGUUCAACUUCUUAUAAUACUCUUCCUUCUUUCCCUUUGGAUCUACCUCUACGUUAUCACCUCUUCACAGAAGAAACCCACCAACAAGGGCUUCAAAAUUUACCCUAUAGUAGGGGUCUUACCGGAAUUCAUAAAAAACCGUGCCCGUGUUCAUGACUGGUUCACUGAAACCCUCAGCCAUUGCCCCGGAAACACUGAUGUCCUUCGCCUUCCAGGCAUAGAACCUGGUAUAAUCACUGCCAACCCUUUGAAUGUUGAAUACUUUCUCAAGACCAACUUCGAGAACUACCCGAAAGGGGAACUGCUUACUACCACGCUUGAAGACUUCCUUGGCCGAGGAAUCUUUAACUCGAAUGGUGAGCUAUGGAGGGUCCAAAGAAAGACUGCUAGCUAUAUGUUCAACACAAAGUCACUUCGAAAUUUUGUCAUGGAUAACGUGGUGGUUGAAAUUUCGACGAGGUUAGUUCCAAUUCUUGCAAAAGCCUCGGAAACAAGACAAGUACUGGAUUUGCAAGACAUGUUGGAGAGAUUCGCAUUUGAUAACAUUUGUAAAGUGGCUUUUAAUGUUGAUCCUGCUAGUCUUGGCGGCGAUAGAACUGACGGCAGUGAGUUUAUGCAAGCAUUUGACGAUGCUGCCGCACUUAGUACAGGGAGAUUCCUGUGCUCUCUUCCACUUCUUUGGAAAUUCUACAAGUUUUUCAACAUUGGGUCCGAAAGAAAAUUGAAAAAAUCAAUUAAAAUUGUCCAUGAAUUCGCCGACAAGAUCAUACAGUCUAGAAUGGAACAAAAGAUGGAAAAAAAAGAUGAAGAUUUACUAUCCCGGUUUAUAGGAAAUGAUGAGUAUUCGAAUGAAUUUCUCCGAGAUGUUGUCAUAAGCUUCAUUCUUGCAGGGCGAGACACAACAUCUUCAGCUUUGAGUUGGUUCUUUUGGCUAUUAUCAUUAAACCCGGAUGUGGAAAGUAACUUAUUAAAGGAGCUUGAAACAAUACGGUCACGCAACCGAAAAAAGAUCAGCGACGCUUUCAGUUUUGAGGAGCUCCGAAACAUGCAUUAUUUGCACGCAACAAUAUCAGAGACAUUAAGAUUGUACCCAUCAGUACCAGUGGAUAUCUUGGCUUGCAGAAGUGAUGAUGUAUUGCCGGAUGGUGCAUUUGUCGGAAGAAAAUGGUUUGUAGUAUACUGUGCUUAUGCCAUGGGAAGAAUGGAGAGUAUAUGGGGCGAGAACUGCCUAGAGUUUCUGCCUGAAAGAUGGCUAGAGAAUGGAAUAUAUAGGCAAGAGAGUCCAUUCAAGUUUCCGGUAUUCCAUGCCGGACCAAGAAUGUGUCUCGGGAAACAUAUGGCUUAUAUUCAGAUGAAAUCAAUAGCAGCAUCAGUGAUUGAGCGGUUUAAGAUAGAUGUACAAAAUUUAAAGUGUCCAGAGCAUGUCUUGUCAUUAACACUUAGGAUGAAGUCUGGGUUGCAGGUUAGGGUGAAGGAAAGAUGAGUGGUGUUGGAAAAAAGAAAGAAAUAGUAUAAAUAUGUCUUAUAAAAUUGACAUGACUUGUUG